Messenger RNA from Bombyx mandarina (wild silkworm), 2015 nucleotides. RefSeq lists its product as uncharacterized. Gene Ontology annotation, biological process: regulation of transcription by RNA polymerase II. The record is from RefSeq and is a predicted model, not a curated record. NCBI's taxonomy places the organism in Eukaryota, Metazoa, Arthropoda, Insecta, Lepidoptera, Bombycidae. Gene Ontology annotation, cellular component: nucleus.
CCGCGUAGGCAAUUGUCCUCGAGGAAGAAAUCUACAAUUAAACCACAAUUACUCAAAACGAAUGUAAUCGGAGCAAAAGAGCCUGUGAACUCCUUGCCCUGGAAAGACGUCUUGAAGGAUGUGUCCAAAAGAAAAUUAGAAUCACAACCGAAGCAAUUACUGUGUAAAGUAUCCUACACUCCCAAACAUGAAAGUGCAAAAAAAUAUAUAAAUCAAGAUGUCUCAAGGAGUGAGCAAUCUCAGGCACAGCAAUUAGAAAUUGAAUCAUCCAGUAUAGUGUGUCUAUCUGACACAAACAUAGAAUUUAACAACAUUGGACAUAAUGGAAUAAAUAUAGAUUCAUUUUUGAAUGGAGCUGACAAACACAACACAACAUUCACCCUAAGCAACGAACAGGUGAAGGAAGAUUGGUGCCUUGAUUUGAUAAGUAGUAAUAAAGGAAUAGUUUUAAACACAUUAGAUAAUGGAUCUCAGUUAAACUGCGCGGGUACGAAUGCAGACCUCAUGGGAACAGUUGUGUCAACUGCUUUUGUCAUGGAUCAACAACAAAUACAAACAGCGGAGAGCACAACUUCUAGUAUUGUUUCAAUAGCACAGUCCCCUGAAUCGUUUACUAGUCAGGCUAUUAAAUUUAAGUGUGAUAUACAAAACUGUAAUAAGGGAUUCUGGAGUGCAGCUAAAUUAAUGAAACACAAAAAUACCCAUAACAAGCAAACAAGAUGGUCGGCUCAUAUCAGCGUUGAGUGUCCAGUUAAGAAGGUCAGGGAAGAUGGCAUAGAGAGAUGCGGGCAAAUGUUUGCGUCCCGAGAAAGCUUAUUAAAACAUUUAAACGAAGAUCACCAGCCUGAAGAUGCUCCAUACAGUUGUGAGGUGUGCGGUCGUCGUUUCUUCUGGUCGGUGGGUCUGCGCGCGCACGCCGGCUCGCGGUGCGGGCGCGGCGCGCUGGUGUGCGCGUGGGCGGGCUGCGGGCGCGAGUUCCGCCAGCCGUGUCGCCUGCGGGAACAUCUGCGGGCGCACACUGGCGACCGUCCCUACCAUUGCACUCACCCGAACUGCGGAUGGUCGUUUCGAUCGGCGAGUAAGCUAGAGCGGCACGUCCGCGGCCACACCGGCGAGCGGAAGCACGCGUGUGUGCGAUGCGGACGAGCCUUCCUGCGCCGAGACCACCUGCGCGACCACGCCGUCCGCUGCCACCCGCACGCGCUCUGCUGCGUGCACGCACAUUGCAAAGAAACCUUUUCCGACGCGAGCUCCUUGUGUCUCCAUUUAAAAGAAGUCCACGGACAGGACGCAGUUAUAGCACGAGCCGAAACGACGAAACAGACUGCGGUGGCCACGAAGCCUCGUCAAAGCGCAUUUGUGGUGAGCCUUAUACCAGAAACGGAAAAUAACGAAUCGCCUGCGGCCGUGGAGACGCUCACUUCGGAAACUGUUGCCGCCGAAGUAGAAACGGAACUUGAAGCAGAAGCGGAAGCGGAAGCAGAAGUUGAAGUGGAAACGGCGCCGGAGGAGGAAUCUGAAGAAUGGCAUGCCGCUAGAACGCACUGCACCUGGCCGCUUCCCAGACACGCUGCUUAUGUCUUAGAAGAAGACGCUAGGACUGAGCAGUCGGAGAACUCUGAAAGCAAUAUCUACACGGUCCGUAGUGAUCUAUUCCUGCACGGAAAUGUACUGAUUAACGAGGACAGCGAGUUUAUAGUAAGCAGGGAACUGUCGAGCCGCGCCGCUGAUGAGGCGGGCUCCGGAAUGGAUCUCAUAGACGCUCACCCGACCAUCGAUCUCCUGCAGGAGGAACUGAUGUACGCUGACGCCGUGGACGAAUCAUCGUUCAGGGUAUUCCUAAUGAAUGGCGAAGAUCUCUCCUAAGCACAAUGUAUUGUACGUAAGCCGAUUUCAAGGCAGUCAAACAUUUUAUUAGUUUUAAGAUUUAAAUCGUCUCGACUGACCGAACGGCCAUUUACACUGUCCGAUCUAUCUCUUAUCUGUGGUAAGUCACUAAGAUGAUACAGUAGAUG